CUUUGAGGUUAGGAUUUCAAAUCCGACAGUUGAAAAAAGCAGAAUUGUAAACUGAAUUCGUAAGAAUUCCUAAAAGAAAAUGAGCAAGCUUGAGCUUGUUAAAUGGCUUAAAGAAAUGGGAUACGAUGGAGAUAUACCAGAGAAUCUCGACAGUGUUUGUAAUCCGGCUACAUUUUUCAUCUGGAAGCAGGUUAUUCAAAAUGCAAUCAAUAAAAAUACUGUGAUUAAUAUGAGGAAUAACAUAAUUAUAAAAAGGCUUCAGAAUAAAACACUCGAUCAACAGGAUGAAUAUAACUACCCAAUCCUAGAAAUAAGUGCAUAUAAAAAGAGACAAGAUAUUGAAAGAAAUAUAACAAUAUUAACAGCACAAAUUCAAAAUAAGGAACAUCAAAUAGAUGCAUUAAGUAUGGAAAAUAAAAUAAAAUAUGUAACUAUUGAAAAUCUAAACGCUAAAACAAAAGAAAAUACAGAAAAAGCAUAUUUAUUUCAAAUGAGAGUUAAAGAUUUAGAAAAAAAUAUCAGUGAAACAGAGGAAAACUUAUCUUCUGCAAAAAGCAUAACACCUACAGAGGUUAAUGAUAAUUUACAUGCAAAUGAAAUUACUGAAUUGCUGCAAAAAUGUGCUACUAAAUUAGAAAAACACUUACGAGAAAUACCCUUAGAAGAAAAGAGUGUUAUAAUGCCACCCAAAUCAACAAUUAAGAAAAACCAUUUAAAAACGCCUGGAUUUAAUUCAUUUGAAACAUUUUUAUGUAAAAGCGAACGAAAAUUUACAGAAAAUAAAGUAACAAUCAUAAAAAGAAAUGUGCCCUAUGACAAUGAGGAUAAAACAAUAAAAAAAGUUAACAAGGCAUUAUUUACAGAUUCAUUUAGUGAAAUUAAAGAAAAUAUUCCAAUUUUGAAAGUAAAUGAUUUCGAUUUGGUUGAAAGAACACCAGAAAAAAACGUUAGAGGAAAAAGAGAAUCCCUAGGGAUUUUACCCGAUGAUUUUCUUAAUUUUAGUGAUGAUUUGAAUGAUACCAUAGCACCUCUAUCAAUUAUAAUGGAGCAAUCUCAUUUAUCCAAACAACUUUCUGAUCGUUCACAUUUUGUUAGUAAAAUCAAGUCUAAUGAUGGUAAAAAUGAAAAUAAAAUAAGCAUAAAUCAGUCUGGUUAUUCAGUAGCAAAAAAUGAUUUAUUAUUAAAGAAUAUUAUAAAUAACUAUGAAGUAGCAAAUUCUUUAAAGGAAGGCUUGCAUAAAUAUGAUAGGAGGUUAUUGUGGAGUAUUUUUUGUAACCUAAAUGAGAAUCUUAUUACUGAAUUACAAAAAUGUAUAAUAAGUUGCAAUGAUUAUAAAAGAAAUACUAUAAAUAAUAGGAUUGAUAUGGCACAAUUAUAUUUUAUACAUGUUUACAUUGGGAUACACACAGAUAAAGUCAAAAAAUCUAUAAAUGAAAUCAGUAAAAAUAUUAAAAAUGAAAGACGAAAAAUUAAUGAGCAUCUCAGUUCAAAAAGAGUUGCUUUGGAAAAAAACUAUGAACUGAAUAGAGUUCUAGACUUGGAAAUUAAAAAUGUAGGUUUAGAUGCAACCUUAUCAACAAUGAAACAAGAACUAAAUAAAUCCAAACAUAUUGUGUACAGUAGUUUGCUGCAGAGUAUUGAUAAAAUAUCAGAUUUAAACAAUAUUUUUAAUAUAGAACCUAAACAAAUUGGAUUGGAUUCUGAAACAACCAAGAAUAGUUUGACCACAACAAAUAAUGAGUACAAUUACGAAAUACUAAUCGUAAAUAAAAAAAUAUUGUCUGUUAAUGAACAUAUUAUGACAAAACUAAAUGGAAUACAAGAUUUCUUGGGACAUAUUGAUAAAGUGUUUAAUAACAUUAAAGAUAUUAAAGAAAAUACAAACACAAAUGUACACAAACUAAGCAACUUUAUUGUGGACAUGUCCUGGGCUGAAACAUUGUCUAUGAACCUUAUUUCUGAAGAAGUAAACGCCUUUGAAAAAUUUCCUUUGGCUUAUAACAAACAAUUUAAAUACAUGUACAAACUAAAUGGCACAGCUAAUUUCAGAGACAUUUCUUAUCAGAAUAUUCCAAGCCACAUUUCACUAAAUUCUGAUGUUCUAUAUAUCGUUUCAAAUAUUUUAGAAACCCCAUAUAGCCCACCUGAAACUAUUUUAGUAAAUAUUUUGAAAUCAAAACUUAAAUUGCAAGCUCUAAAGUCUAUUAACACUGAAAACCAUUUCCCAAAAUACACUGAAUAUUCCAAGAAUGAUUUAAAACAUCAAGAUUCUGAAAAUGAAGCUGCUUUACUUAGCAAAUUAAAUCAUUUAUGUAAUUCAUCAAGAAUAAUCAAAAUAAAUUCUGCAUAUGCAACGAUACAGCAGAUCAUUGAAAUAUGGACUAAAAUGCCAUUAAAGAACUUUAUCCUACCUUCUACCCUUGUUGAUGGAAAAAAAUACAAAUAUUAUGAACAAAAAUUUAUAAACUCUCUUGCUGUUUAAUAUUUAUUACUGUGAUACAUUAAUUAAACUAAUUAAAAAUAUACAGGUAUGUUUUAUUUAUUUGUCCUAAUAGUAAAGUCAAUCUGUAGGAAAUAAGAGAUUACAUCGAAAAAAUUCCGAAAGGGCUGGAUUUUGGUGGUCUGAUGGGUAAAAUGUCAAACUCCUGCGCUCCCACCUCCAUUGUUUCCUCCCCUUUUUAAAGUUUUGAAUCUUUAAAGGAAAAACUUUUUGUAUUUAGUUCUUAAAAAGAUAGAGGGCGCCGCCAAAGUUAACAA
Brassicogethes aeneus is the source of this 2757-nucleotide messenger RNA. The record is from the annotation of a GenBank genome assembly. Lineage: Eukaryota; Metazoa; Arthropoda; Insecta; Coleoptera; Nitidulidae.